UCCCGCACGCACCGGGGGAAAGUGCCGCGCCGGCCGCCCCGCUGCCGGACAGAGCUCUGAUGCCUCUGAAGUGGUAAUCCUGGAGUGCUGCUGGGUAGCGGAAUUCAGGAGUAAAACAGAUGUUUCAAUAGUUCUCAAUGACUUUUGGUACAUAAACCUUCCAAUACCUAAAGGGGGAUAUACAGAAGAGCUGGAGAGGGACUUUUUACAAGGCCAUGGACUGAUAGGACAAGAGUUUCAGAGUGGAGAACUGGAUCUUUACCUUGAAGCCACAUCAAAGCCAGACUGUGAAUCUUGGGCUCUGGCACUGGGAGAGGCGAACUCAGAUUGUUUGUGGAAUAAAAUUCAACAGCUCCGGUGCCUGAUCAUGGAAAUCAAAGAGGAGAGAUCAUCAGAUGAAGCACGACAGUUUCUCCCUUCAUCCCAGUUAGACAGUCUAGGAGAGCCCCAGUUUACAAGUAUUCAGAGAAUUGCAAAUGAGCCAAAGCUGGAAUUCAGUCUUGCAUGCAAGGAUCUAGUGGCACCUACCCGUGAUCGGAAGCUGAAUACGUUUAUCCAAGUCUCAGUGGUGCAUCCAGUAGAGCACAUUUUGACGCGGUAUUCAAGCACUGAAAUCGUGGAGGGUACAAAAGAUCCACUGUUUUUGACUGGUGUGACCUUCCCACCGGAAUAUCCCAUCUAUGAGGAAACUAAAAUAAAACUAACAGUCUAUGAUGUCAAAGAUAAAUCCCAAGAUACGGUCCGCACCAGUGUCCUACCUGAUCACAAGGAACCAAGAGCAGAUGUUGGGCGAAGCUUCCUGGGCUGUGCAACUUUUAGAGUGGGAGAUCUGGUAAAGUCAAAGGAGCAACAGCUGACCCUUACCCUCAGAACAUCUGAUGCUGGAAGGACAGUUGGUACCAUUGAAGUCAAUCUUCUGAAGAUGGGAGAGCUAGAGGAGGGGGAAACAGACCACAUCACAGCAGAUACCCAGGAUCAAAAGUCUGCAUUGGUUCGUGAGUGUACAGCCACUGAAGGCAUAAGUGGGAAAGACAACCUGCCUUCCUUAAAUGCAGUGUUGAGAAACCCAGUCUGUAAGUUAUAUAGAUUCCCUACUUCUGACAACAAGUGGAUGCGGAUCCGGGAACAGAUGGCUGAGACUACCCUCUCUUUCCAUGUUCCUAAAGAACUAAUAAAUCUGCACAUAAAGGAGGACAUGAGAAGGAAUCAGGAACUUAAAGACCUGGGAGAACUUGCUCCUCACUGGGACAACAUGCGCAAAAGUGUAAUUGCUCACUGUGAUCAGAUGUUGAGCGUGUACCAGGACACUCUUGCAGAGCUUGGGAAGCAUACAGGUUCUUCAUUUAAGUCAAGCUGUAGCAAAGGAGAAAAAACACUAGAAUUCAUCCCAAUAAAUCUUCAUCUGCAAAGAAUGCAUGUGCAUAGUCCUCGAUUGAAAGAUGCUCUGUAUGAUGUUAUCACCGUGGGAGCCCCGGCAGCGCAUUUCCAAGGAUUUAAGAAUGGUGGUCUCCGGAAACUGCUAAGUAAAUUUGAGGCAGAAAGACGAAAUACUGGAUACCAGUGUAUUUACUAUUCACCUGAAAACACAGCCAAGGCAAAAGAAGUUCUCAGCAACAUCAAUCAUCUGCAACCUCUUAUAACAAGCCAUGCAGACCUGCUGCUUAGUUCUGCAAGCCAACGUUCUCCGGACAGCUUGAAGAAUUCUUUAAAGAUGCUUUCAGAAAAAACAGAGUUAUUUGUGCAUGCAUUCAAGGACCAGCUAGUCAGAAGUGCCCUUUUAGCACUGUACACAGCCCGCCCUGGCUGUGUCCUCAAGAAACCAGCUGUGCCUAGGAACAGUGCAGAAGAAGGCGCUGAUGCACAGCACCAGGAUCAUCCUUCUCAGAUUAAAAGGCAGGACUCUAUACCCCAUCAUUCUGAGUACGAUGAGGAAGAGUGGGACAGGGUGUGGGCCAAUGUCGCAAAGAGUUUGAACUGCCUUAUUGCCAUGGUGGACAGACUGCUUGAAAAAGACAUUAGCAACAUUAAAGAGGAUGAAAAUGAGUCUUCAGCAGCAGAUUGCAAGGUGUUGCAUACAGGUGGUGACUGGUAUGAACAGCUAUACCCGCUGGUGAUUACACUGAAGGACUGCAUGGGAGAGGUGGUGACCAGGGCCAAGCAAUCCAUGGCAUUUGUCCUGCUCCAGGAACUUGCCUGUGGUUUGCCCCAGUGCUUGAUGCUGACCCUAAGAAGAGACAUCGUCUUUAGCCAAGCACUUGCUGGAUUGGUCUGUGGAUUUGUAAUCAAAUUGCACACAGGUUUGCAUGAUCAAGGAUUUUUACAACAGCUUCAUACUGUUGGAUUACUUGUGCAAUAUGAAGGACUCCUUAGUACAUAUAGUGAAGAAGCAGGGAUGCUAGAAGACAUGGCUGUGGGCAUUUCAGAUUUGCAGAAAGUAAUGUUUAAAGUAAUUGAAGCCAAAUCAGAAGAUUUUUUGCCUAUUAUAACUGGAAGGCGUGAACAUUACAUUAUAGAGGUCCAGCUUCCAGCAAAGAUGUUUGAGCUGCUACCACAGGAGAUUAAAGAAGGAAAGCUGCUUCACAUGUAUCCAGUGCUCUUUAAUGUUGGAAUCAAUGAACAGCAAACACUGGCAGAGAGGUUUGGAGAUACCACUUUGCAGGAAAACAUUAACCAGGAAAAUUUAGAACUUCUCAAAGAAUAUUACAAGUUAUUUAUGGAAAAAAUGCCUCCUGAUUGUUUACCACAUUUUCAAGAACAAAAUGAUUUAAAGGGAUUGCUAGAAAGUCUUCAUCAAAAUAUCCAGGCCAAAAAGAGAAAGAAUGUAGAAAUCAUGUGGCUGGCUGCAACGAUUUGCCGGAAGUUGAACGGAGUGCGCUUCACCUGCUGCAAAAGUGCCAAAGACAGGACAUCCAUGUCAGUGACGUUAGAGCAGUGCUCCAUCCUGAGGGAUGAGCACCAGCUGCACAAGGACUUCUUCAUUCGGGCACUGGAUUGCAUGAGGAGAGAAGGAUGCCGCAUAGAGAAUGUUCUGAAGAAUGUCAAAUGCAGAAAGUAUGCAUUCAACAUGAUACAGCUGAUGGCUUUCCCAAAGUACUACAGACCUCCAGAGGGGACAUAUGGAAAAGCUGACACCUAAGUUUAACAAAAAUGUAAUCAGGAGCAUACAUCAUGCUAAUAAGUGGAUAGAGCAACUGCUGUUUAUGACAUAUGAACUGGGAAUGUAUAACCAGUGGAGGUGUUAUUUUUAUCAGGUUUUAUCAUUUUACAUUAAAAUGAAUCUGGGUAGUCAUUAUGAAAUUAAUACCAUGAAAAAGCAAUGGACUGGAUAUUCUCAAAAUCAAAUAUAUUCAACUUAUCUUUGUGAAGCUGAAGCUUAGUAUGAGUCAUAAGCCGGCUGGAAUUAGUUUUUGGGGUCAUUUGAUUGAAGAUUAAAAAGGUAAAUGACAUUUGCUGUAGGAACAGAGAUUAGUAAUCUAGAAGGUGGUGUUCUGACUCCAAACCAAACCCUGAGAUUUGAUUUAAGGGGUCUCACUGCUGGAAAGGGUGUUUUCUGGAACCAGCAGGGCACUGAGGUCUUGAUCACUAGUGAUUGAACCCUUCACACAAAUGUUUAUGAAAGAUUAUAAUGUUGCUACCUGGGCUAAAUAUAAUUUUGGUAAUUACAAUUAGCUUCUUUACAUAAGCAUGGUGACUUCAAAAUAUAUUUUUAGUAAUUGCAGACUGUAAUUUCAGUCAUUCCAUUCUGAUUCCCUGCAGUUCAUUUGGAUGUAUCACUCUUGGUUUUCUGUACCCUAGCCAAAUAUCACUUAUUUCACUUUCACAUAAAUCACACUGAAAUCAGGGAGAUUAAUUCCACAAGUAAGGUGAGCUGAAUUUUACCUCCUAUUUAGUCUAAACACUUAAAAGUAAAUUUUAUUUAGUGGUUGGAAAAAUAAGUUGUAUAUACAGGAGUUAAUGUAUCUUUAGACUAUGAAAACAUGUAUGUUAUUACAAAGCCUAAAAUAAAUGUUAAGAGCAAGCUGCUGUACUAGAACUAGUUAGCCGCUGCAGCUGAUUUAUACCAAAUUUGUAAUGCUGCACGUAGACACUCUAGGAUGAGGAACUAUCAUCUUUAAAAAUGAACAUUAAUGCUCUGCCAGCUUGUGUUAGUCCUGAAAUUUGUCUUGCAAAGAACAUUUGUGUUUUCUAGUUGUAUCUAUUUAUUACCUUCUUCUGCCUCCCAGAGAGAAAUACAAUUUAACACUCCCAAGUAUUCACUGGUUACUGACCUUUAUGUAGUGCAUUCUUUUCAUACCUAGAGCAGAAGUAUGAGAAAUUUAUCCUAAUGAAACUACCCUGGGCAUUUGAGCAUCUGUAGGAAAUUGUAAUUGCCAUGGAUAAAGAAGUAAAUGUUUGCUUACUCCUAUGGAAGUCAAAGAAAUCUCUAUGCACCAUGAGUUGUAAUUUGUUCUUUUUAAUCCAUUAAUGUCCAUUACUGGGUAUAAAUCUGUAACUAUAAUGGAAUAUUAGAGCCUGAUUCUGCAAAUUCUAUUUGGGUGAUCCCAUGGAACUGAUAUAUCAUCUGGCUAAAAUUAAAUCCAUCUUGUGUGGUUGAUCAUCUUGUAUGUAAGAUCAGGUUUUGGAGUUUGUAGGAAAAUGUCAGAAAGAGAUCCUUGUUCUAAUAUUCAUUGACUUCAGUUGAGCCAGAAAUUCACCUAUAAAAUAUAUUAAUUAAUUGUAACCUUUUGUUCAAACAAAAUCAGGUAAUGUAAAUAGUGUUUUGGUGCAUUCGUUUUUAUUUCUAUUAUAUAAUGUGCUAUCAUUAAUUGCUUCCUUGAUCUUGGAAUGUAUUCAGUAGAUGUCAGAAGAGUUGGCAAUACAUCACAGAUAAGCUCAGACUGAUGAGAACAUAAUACCUUGGUUUCUUCUUGUCAUGUACCAGUAGAAGUGGACAAUACUCACUGGGUGGCUGGAUAUGUGCAUAAAUUAGUAUUUAGGUCUAUGAAUAUAAUGUAAGUCAUCUAUAUGAAACUUUUUUUGUGGAUUUAUGGAGCAUAAUCCUUUCUAGAAAAGGAGUGCUUCCUUCUGUCAGGCUACUGCACUAGCCUUCAAAAUAUACAUGUUUAUUAUUAGCUUAAAAAGCCCUGCAUGUGCAGUUUCCUCCUGGAUCUCUGAAAUUCCUCAUGGAUCUUUGAAAUAACCCCCAGGUAUGCAGUAGCGAAUGUCAACCAUUGUAGAGCAUUAUGAAACUAUCUGUAAAAAUCUCAGUGGGGAUGGUGUUCCCUGCUGGGUGCUAUAGGUACCUAGACUUCUUUAUGAGUCCCUUUGACAUUCUGUCAAGUUAAAAAUAUGAAAUUUUCUAGAUUUUCUUGUCAGGAAAAUAGUCUUUCAAGAUUUUGCCUCAGCAUUUUAAUCCUACCUGGGCUCUAAAUUGCCAUUGUCACUACUGUGUUAUUUUUGUGGUGAAGUUGUUUUUCACACUGAAGCCAUGGAUUUGAUGAGGAAAAAGAAAAGAUGGCACUGGAUUAUGGUCCUUUUUUGUUUUAGCAGCCAUUCACAGUAUGUUCUUGUGAAAUUAAAUAAUCUCUUAUUUACUAAAGAUAAUUAAGACAAAAUCCCAAACACAUCAGUGGGCUGCAGUGAAACUUCACUAUGCUUGGUCUGUUACAGAAGAGUUGGCUGGGUUUUGUGCUAAAUAAGACUAAGUUUUUCUCACUAAUUUUUGGACUGGAACAUCUUUUUGUAGGUCAGGAGAGCUUUGUAAAACCUGCUGAAGUGCUCCAAGUCUCCUGGAAAAGCCUCAUUGCUUCAGUACCAAAACAGGCCCAAAUGUUUUGUUUGAUCCACUGCCUGCUGGGAGAUACUGUGGUCCCUGUGGGAAAAGGCUGUGCCACCAGCUGAGUUGUCAGCUGACCAUGGAUUCAAAGUCCAUGGGCUUUCUGGUUUGCCUUUUAUGAAGAAGCAAAGAGGUGUUCGCUGCAGGUUGAUGAUUGCAUUAUUUCGAGUACAUUUACCCUUUGUGCAGCUGCUUCCAGCCCUGUGGGUUGUUUGGAUGCCUAACAGAGGAGUUAAAUCAUCCAUGGGGUCUUGCACAUGAUCUUGUAGCUCACUGUGGCUAUCAGAGGAGUAAAACUAAAGAGCUUAAGUUUUAUAAGCAAACUACAUUGUUUUUUUGUAGAGGGAUAAGGUAAGCAUCGUGAUUUUGGUAGUGGCUCCACAAAAACUGUUCCAUACCUGCUCUCUUAAAACUUUAGCAAGGUAUAAAAUAAUCUGCUUUUAAGGGAAGACAGUUCUCAAGGGCUAAAAGAUGAAAAUUCAAAAAUACAUCUGUCAUCUAAAGCCAAGUCUUGUCUUACAGAAGAUAUUUGUAGAAAUCAAAUCAGGAUCUGUCUUGAGGAGUGCCGAAAUAAGGGCUUCUAGCUUUCAGUAUUUGUACAAUGCAUCUCAUACACUUACAUGGGGGUUUUGUAACUACACAGAGUAGCAUCUAAAUAGAGAGCUAGUCUAAAAUACCUAAAAAAAUAAGGAAAGGAAUAUUAAAGUAAUUUUUUCCCAGAAAUGUUUGUAAUAUUGUUAUAAUACUUAAUGCAUAACAUAACUAUAUGACAUUAAGCAGGCAGAUCUUUUUUUCUUUUCUUGUCUUUUGAGGAAUUUAAAAUAUAUUCUGUUUAAUGUUUUUACUUUGGCUUUUAUGGAGAAAUUAGGAAACAAAAAAUUUUUAUUAUGUUAUCUGAUUUUUGUCUAUGUGAAGCUGUGUAUUUUGAUGGUAUCCUAGUAAUGUCUGUGUUAUAAAAAAAAAUAAUUUAGGAGGACACAACUGAAACAAAAUAUUAACUAAGAAGUAGCCUUAAUGAAGCCCUUUGCAAUGUUAAUUUUUGUACUGUCUGAAUUUUGCCAUUACAUAAGUGAAAUGAGGAAAUUAACAAACAAUUUUGUGUCUAAAUCAAUCUUUCCUGAUGAAAUUUCACUUAGUUGCAGUGGAAUGAAUUGUAAUUGUAUUCUAAAUCUUCACUAGUAAUUUGGGUAUAAAGAAAUGAAACACUUCAUUUUGAACCUUACUCUAUAAUGUCUAUUAAAAGUUUCAGGGAAAACUUUUUUUUAUUUCUAGAUUAAACACAAUUUCCAACAAAUGCUAUAGUCCAUUUAAAAAAAAGCAGACAAUGCACUGAACGUCAACCAGUGUAAUAAAGAAAGCAAUUGCAUUGAAAACUAUGCAGCAAAUUUACUUGUGUAAAUUGAUGUAUGUAAUUGGUUAACAGUCUUAAACAUAUAUUGUGUCAGUUGGUUAUGUUGUCAACUUGAAACCUAUAUCCUUGAUAUCUAUAUUUAUGCUUUAUUUUAUUAUAAAGAAGUGUACUGUAUAUGGAAUGAUGAGACAUGAAUUUGCAUCUUACUUUUCACUUCCUUGCAGCUUAAAAGCAGAUGUUUACAAUGAAAAUGCUUUAAAGUAAUUUGCUGCUCUUGAAAACACAAACUUACCUUGUAUAUUGCACGUUUACAAAAAAAAAAUAAAUAAUACAAAUGCUUUUUUAGAGAGAGAAAAACAACUUCACAGACUUCAGUCCUUAAAACAUUGCUUUUUUCCCUUAGUCAUGCAACACCUCACCUGUUUUGUUGCCAAGCAUUUGGCUUGCACUUUGCAGUAUUCAAACAUUUAUUUCCUCUUUCUUCCAUAGCAUUUGCUGAAUAAGAAAUAUAACAACCAUGACUAUCAGCAUGAUACUCAUGAUCCAAGGUUAAAAAUUUAGGAUAAAUAAACUAUAAGACACUUGUGAACCAGUGUCUCCCUGUUCCAAAGACCUGAAACCUAAGGCGCAGGAUUUGUGUGCUGUGCUGACUGGGAAAAAGAGUUACAGUAGGAGUCUAACUAUGAUAAAAAAAUGCCUUGGACAUGCCAGGUUCAGAGUGGUGAGAUUUGAACCACACUGCUCUUACUUAGAUCUCUUAACUGUUGGCAGUGGUGUUUGGUUACUCUUUCCAUGCAUGCAAAGUGCUUUAAAAGUUUUCGGCACUUCUGUUUAUGAAUGGUCUGACUUUAAAACUUCUAAAAUCCCAAAUUACUUUAGUACUUGUUUUCCUUUUGUGUAGCUGUCCUCUGUGAUUUUCCCGUCUUGCAUUCUCAAGCACACAGGGCUGUGUAUAAGUAAUAUUAACAGGACUUUGGUCCACAGCCUGUGUUUGUCCAGAGAAAUGAAGCACACCUAUAGGAAUUCAAUGCUUUUUAUAUUUCAGGAUUUUUCAUUUUUUUGUUUCACUGCUGUCUGUAAGCCAUGUCCAUUGUACACUAUGUGUAUAUUUUUAUUUAAAUAAAUGUAAUGUUUAUUUUUUA
Molecule: messenger RNA, 8308 nt
Organism: Poecile atricapillus (Black-capped chickadee)
Lineage: Eukaryota; Metazoa; Chordata; Aves; Passeriformes; Paridae
Gene: INPP4B
Product: inositol polyphosphate-4-phosphatase type II B
Exons: 26
Coding region: 368-3136 (922 amino acids)
Cellular component (GO): cytoplasm
Molecular function (GO): phosphatidylinositol-3,4-bisphosphate 4-phosphatase activity
Source: RefSeq, a predicted model, not a curated record